GGUGUUUUUCCCCUCUUCGAGCUCACUCACUCUCAUCCUCUGCUCUGAUUCUCACACACUCCGUAGCUCUAAGGACUCGGCUUCUAGUUUGUUAUUUUUCUUUUCUUUUUCUUUUGACAACAACAUAUCUCCCCAUUCUCCCUUCUCACCCCCCACCCCCCACCCCAGUGCCUGGGGCAUUAGGAGUACCUGUGCGUGUAUGUGUGUGUGAAAGCAGGUGUGUGUGUAUGAGUGUGUGUGUUGAGGGGUUUCAGCAUGGAAGCAGUGGCACUUUAUACGUUUCGUGCCACAGAGGGGGAUGAACUCAGUUUCAACAAGGGAGACAUGCUCAAGAUCACCAACAUGGAAGAUGAUCCCAACUGGUACACAGCUGAGCUCCACAACCGAAAGGGCUUUGUGCCAAAAAACUACAUCAACCUGCGGCCGCAUGCCUGGUUUGCCGGACGGAUUUCUCGUGGCGUGGCCGAAAGCCGACUCCGAAACAGAGAGUGUGGAGCUUUCCUCGUCAGGGAGAGUGAGAGCGCUCCGGGGGAGUUCUCCAUGUCCGUCAGUUACGGGGACCACGUCCAGCAUUUCAAGGUGCUGCAGGACCGCGGCGGUCAGUACUACGUGUGGGAUGAAGGCUUCUCCUCUCUCAACGAGUUGGUGGACUUUUACCAUAGCAACAGCAUUGCUAAGGAGAGGACGGUGUUUCUGAGAGACCCAGAACACUUUGCCAGGCGUCCCCACCACGCCCACGCUCUCUUCGACUUCACCCCCCAACACCCUUCCCAGCUGCACUUCCUGCGCGGUGAUGUCAUCGAACUCAUUGACUGCUCCGAUUCGCUACGUUGGAGGGGUCGUUGCCAAGGACGCGUAGGCUACUUCCCCCCAGAGUACGUCCAACCCAUUUACCAGCACCAGUGACCGGAGACGUCAAGCAGACACGCAUUCAUUCCCGAGGCCUUAAUCGAUGAGGCAUCCUGACCCCCCUUCUCCCUCCCUCCAAAACACACGCACACAUGCCCUCAAACUUCUGGAGCGAAUGAGUAAAUGAGCUGAACUGAUUUCUCCCACGUCUCCGUGAUGUCACCUGUCAACAACAAAAACAAAGCUCUUCAGUCUUCUCCCCCUGAUUCUUUGCCCCAUUUCUCUAUUAAAGGAAUCACUGGGAUAUGGACCUACACACUGUGGAAGACACAGUCAUUAACUAACAGACACACACAAACUCCCAGGCAUAAUCAUUCAUUAUAUCUUAUCAGUGCUGGUGCAGGCUAGCAAAAAGGAACACACACACCCGGAGAAGGCCACUUUUGAUAGAAAUGCAGAUUUGCUCCAGGAUCAUCCAGGAAGACAUCUGGUGAGCCAAGAAGAGACACAGGAACAAAUUGUGAUGGAAAUUUUUAGUCCAAACACUGAAGAUUCUGACGCAACAGACCCCUCAGUCAUUAGGCUGAUACAUGAAGGGGUUUAACAGGAGUGGCUGAGCGUAUGUAAACCUGUGAACUCUACAUGCUAGUGAUCAUGUGUGUUACUGAAAAAAAUAAUUGUGUGUGUUGAUACUCUGUGGAAUGGUAAAGGGUGUUUCUGUACAUUUACUGAGUGGAAUACUGCUUAAGACGCUGCUUUAAAAAUACUGCUUAAGAUGUGAUAUGCCUGACUCAGUUUGUGGAUCAUUUGUUUGUGUCUACAUAUUUAUUCUCUUUAACCUGAAUGCAAAGAUACUGUAAAUAAAAGUUCAUCACUGUAAGAAGAUUUUAAUUCUGUUGCAACAAACAGUACAACCGCUUAGAAAAAACAACACAAUUUACAGUAAAAAC
Messenger RNA from Nematolebias whitei (Rio pearlfish), 1799 nucleotides. It is a transcript of the gene grapa, whose product is annotated as GRB2 related adaptor protein a. Gene Ontology annotation, molecular function: protein binding. The transcript is spliced from 5 exons. The record is from RefSeq and is a predicted model, not a curated record. Lineage: Eukaryota; Metazoa; Chordata; Actinopteri; Cyprinodontiformes; Rivulidae. Bases 256 to 906 code for a protein of 216 amino acids.